UGAAUAUUAUUUAAGCAAUUAUGUCACAAUCAGUUUAUUACGACGAAGUGGAAAUCGACGAUUUUGAAUACGACCAGGACGAGGAAAUUUAUUAUUACCCCUGUCCGUGCGGCGAUCAAUUUCAGAUAUCUCUUAUUGAAUUGGCUGCCGGUGAAGUAGAGGUUACGUGUCCUUCUUGUUCCCUUAUGAUCAAAGUAAUCUACGAUAGGGAAGUAUUUCGUGCUAAACAAGAAGAAUUCGAGAAGAAAAACGGAAAGAAGAUAUUAACGGCACAAAAAGUUUAAGGAUAUAAAGUAAUAGUCAGAAUGGCAGGACGUAGUAGAGGAAAGCCUGCCAUGUCGUUUUCCAUGGAGC
This is a messenger RNA of Pogonomyrmex barbatus (red harvester ant), 354 nucleotides long. RefSeq names its product Diphthamide biosynthesis 3 (gene Dph3). Gene Ontology annotation, biological process: protein histidyl modification to diphthamide. Gene Ontology annotation, molecular function: metal ion binding. Lineage: Eukaryota; Metazoa; Arthropoda; Insecta; Hymenoptera; Formicidae. The record is from RefSeq and is a predicted model, not a curated record.